Molecule: messenger RNA, 1548 nt
Organism: Plasmodium inui San Antonio 1
Lineage: Eukaryota; Apicomplexa; Aconoidasida; Haemosporida; Plasmodiidae
Exons: 1
Coding region: 1-1548 (515 amino acids)
Biological process (GO): ribosomal large subunit biogenesis
Cellular component (GO): preribosome, large subunit precursor
Source: RefSeq, a predicted model, not a curated record
AUGGAGGACGUUCACCCCAAAGUAGUCCACAUGGAAGAAAAUCGGGCAGGGAACAAACCAAUGGACAUAAAAAACAUUUACAAUAUAAAGAAGGAAGACGUAAUUGUGCAGGAAUACAUCAACAAGAGUAGCAACUCCACGAUCAACAUGUAUCAUAAGGACCAAGUGAAUAUUUACAUCGAGAAUAGUGACUUGAAUAAAAAAACGUAUAACUGUUACACAUGCAAUAUACAGAUAUAUAAUUACUCCUUCUUUCGGUACCACUUCAAGUCCGAGUGGCACAAGUACAAUUUGAAGAGGAAGCUGCUGAAUUUGAAGGCCGUCAACGAAGUGACCUUUAACGAGAAGGUGCACAACUUGACCAAAGGGGAGAACCACGCCUGCGGCAACAACCCCCUUAGUGGAGACCCCCCUAGCAGCAACCACUGCGCGCACAAGAAGCACAGCAACGGGAAGAAAAAAAAGGAGAAAAAAAACCACGCAGAACUGUGCAGCCGUAAGAAGGCGAACAACGGAAGCAGCUACACGAGCAACAAUUGUGAAGCGCAAAAAAUUAAAUACGCAACGAAGGAAGAUGUUUUAAUGACCAAAAAUGUAAAGUAUGACAACCCCUUGGUCUGCUUCUUCGACAACAGAAUUUUUAAUUCAGUAGAAGAAAAUAUAAAACACAUGAAUGAUAAUUAUACUUUUUACAUCCCUGAUUUGAAGUACGUUACCAAUUUGAAGAAGGUUCUUCUGACCAUAGGGAAGAAAAUAUACGAAGAGAACAUAUGUGUCUACUGCUUUCGCCAUUCCAAGUGCGUCAAAUCGUUACAGUCGCAUAUGAUCUGUAAGAGUCACACCAAACUGCAUUCAGAGUUUUUUAUUUUUAUUCAAAAAUAUUACGAUUUCUCAAAGUCGUACGUUGACCUGUUAAAUAGGUACAUUACUAAUAAGGAGGAUAAGGAGUUGCUUCUGUGCUUACUCCAAAAGAAGAGGAACAACCAAAUAGAGUCCAAGUGUCACCGCAGCUCGGAGAGAAGCGUGGAAGAGGAGGCGCAGCAGAAGCAGCGGGAAGAACAUCCCACAACGGGUUGUGUUCAGACGGCGCGGGAAGAUCGUUCAGACGUACGCCCGUCCAACGCGGAGGAAGCCAAACCCCAACUCGAUAAUGAAUACAAAAGCGAAAGCGACAACAGCAGCGAUGACUACAAAGUGAAGGAGGAAGAACUGAGCAAAAAUAUCAACUAUGACACCAUAUAUGAAGUCCUGGAACAGUUCGGAUACAUAAAACCUGAGCUAAAUGAGUACAACAAUUUAGUGCUUCCGGAUGGGUCGGAAGCAAUCAACAGAAAAAUUGCCUACAUUUUUAAGCAGAAAUUGCCGCUUGAAAAUAGAGCCACGUCCAAAUGUGAAAAGCUUGAUGUCUUGAAAAAAAGAGAGAGCAACCAGGAUUAUCGCAGGUAUCGGGCCUAUAUCGACGUCAUGAAAAAAUACAACUUGGAUUUGAAUGUAAAGACGAACGGCUUGAACAAGUUUUACAAGAGUGACUCCAUCUUCUUUUUAUGA